Molecule: messenger RNA, 1987 nt
Organism: Impatiens glandulifera
Lineage: Eukaryota; Viridiplantae; Streptophyta; Magnoliopsida; Ericales; Balsaminaceae
Product: glucan endo-1,3-beta-glucosidase 3-like
Exons: 4
Coding region: 143-1657 (504 amino acids)
Biological process (GO): carbohydrate metabolic process
Cellular component (GO): plasma membrane
Molecular function (GO): hydrolase activity, hydrolyzing O-glycosyl compounds
Source: RefSeq, a predicted model, not a curated record
UCCUCCUCAGUCCUUAACUUUCUUCUUCUGCUGCUUCUCUACUGAGUCCUCCUUGUCUCUCUGUCAAAAGCAACUCUUCUCUCUCUCAAUUCCUUCAAGGGCUUCUAUGAUAUUCAAAGAUUGAAAGCUUUGGAGUCCAUCAAUGGCUUUAUUGCUUCUCAUUCUUUCAGCUUUGACCAUUUCUGCUGCUGUUUCUGGUCAAGAUGGUUUUAUCGGCGUUAACAUAGGAACAGACUUAUCUGACAUGCCAAGCCCAAGUGAGGUUGCAUCCCUUCUCAAGGCUCAGAAUAUCCGACAUGUCAGACUCUUCGACGCUGACCAAGCGAUGCUUCUUGCACUUGCACACACUGGAAUAAACGUAAUAGUCUCUGUUCCAAACGACCAAUUACUAGGAAUUGGACAAUCAAAUGCCACGGCCGCAAAUUGGGUCACCCGAAACAUUCUAGCACAUGUUCCUGCAACCAACAUAACAGCCAUAGCCGUUGGAUCGGAAGUCCUUAGCACACUCCCAAACGCGGCUCCAAUUCUAGUCUCUGCGAUGAAAUUCAUCUACUCAGCUCUCAUUGCUUCCAAUCUUGAUUCCCAAAUCAAAGUCUCAACUCCCUUCGCUUCCUCGAUAAUCCUAGAUUCUUUCCCGCCUUCACAAGCAUUCUUUAACCGAACAUGGGACCCGGUUAUGAUCCCUUUACUUAAGUUUUUGCAAUCGAGUGGAUCGUCCAUCAUGUUAAACGUGUACCCGUAUUACGAUUACAUGCAAUCAAACGGAGUCAUUCCGUUAGACUACGCUCUUUUUCGCCCCCUCCCUCCAAACAAGGAAGCAGUCGAUUCAAACACGCUUCUACACUACACGAAUGUUUUCGACGCAGUCGUCGACGCUGCUUACUUUGCAAUGUCGUAUCUCAACUUCACGAACAUACCGAUUAUUGUAACUGAAUCGGGAUGGCCUUCGAAAGGCGACUCUAGCGAGCCCGACGCAACUUUAGACAACGCCAACACGUACAAUAGUAAUUUAAUCAAACACGUAUAUAACAAUUCAGGGACACCUAAACACCCGGGGGUUUCAAUUAGUACUUAUAUAUACGAGCUAUAUAACGAGGAUUUAAGGCCGGGCUUAGUUUCCGAGAAGAAUUGGGGGCUUUUCGAUUCGAAUGGGGUGCCUGUUUAUGUUCUACAUGUGACGGGUUCUGGGUCGGUUUUUGCGAAUGAUACUACGAAUCAGACUUAUUGUGUAGCGAAGGAUGGGGCGGAUUCGAAGUUGUUGCAAGCCGCAUUGGAUUGGGCUUGUGGAGCUGGGAAAGUUGAUUGUUCUCCUUUGUUGGUGGGUGAGCCUUGUUAUGAACCGGAUAAUGUUGUUGCUCAUUCGACUUAUGCUUUUGAUUCGUAUUAUCAACGGAUGAAUAAGGGUGAAGGAACUUGUAACUUCAAUGGGGUUGCUACAAUCACUACUACAAGCCCAAGCCAUGGCUCUUGUAUGUUUCCAGGAAGCGGUGGGGGGACAACAAACAAUACUACGAGAAACAGUACAUCACUUGCUCCUUCCUCGAACUCAACUUCAGCUGCUGGUCGAGUUUUGGAAGGUGGUAACGAUCUUGGUCAUGGUAGAUGGUUAGUUAUUGGGAUGUUGAUGUUUAUGACGAGUUUUGUCGUGUUCUUGUAAAACAUGUUGGGGAAACGACUCGUUUUGGGUUAUCUCCAAAAUCCCAAUUUUGUUUGCUCUCCGAGAGGUUUGUCGAAUGACCAUUCAGGAUGGUGUUGUUUAUUUUUCUUCUUUUUGUGUAUGAUGAUGAUGAUCUCUUUGUGGAGAAACCCAAUUCAAGCCAAGACAAGACAAGCCAACCUGUUUGAUGUAAUUAUUGACUCCAUUGAAUCUGAUAUUCUUUGAAACUAGGGAUUAUUAAUUUAUUUAAUGAGUUGUAUUGCAAAUUGUUGUUUAGUAUUAUUCUCAUCAAAUGAUGAAUGGAUGGAAGGAAUUAAUUAUUAUUAUUAU